This is a messenger RNA of Tigriopus californicus, 3694 nucleotides long. RefSeq lists its product as uncharacterized. Bases 247 to 1077 code for a protein of 276 amino acids. NCBI's taxonomy places the organism in Eukaryota, Metazoa, Arthropoda, Copepoda, Harpacticoida, Harpacticidae. The record is from RefSeq and is a predicted model, not a curated record. The transcript has 3 exons.
CGGGUGCAGUGAUCCAAGCCAUUGUGUUGUUCCAUGGCUCGGUUUCAUCGGUGAGCGAGGAACCACCAGUCGAGGAGGAUCAGUCACGCAAGGUGGAGCACAAUCGACUGGAAGUGGACCACUUUCCCUCCAUCCCACCUCAAGGCUACUUCCAUUCCUUGUGGCUGCUCUUGAAGGGAGUAUAAUUACCGGAUCGUUGGGAGAGGGAUACAUACCUAAGUACGUGCCUACUUGAGUCUAUUGAUCAUGUAUGAGAGAUACCCCGUCCCCUUGGGCGUCCUAAUUCUCGGACUCUUCGUUUGCACCUGGGCUCAAGAGGAAUCCUCGACCAUGAACACUGGGUCCGUAAUGCCAAAUAACUCGACGGAACCCGUGCCCCAUUUCCUGAAACAUGGCGAGAGUUAUGCCGGCCAAACUGCGGACACAAUUCUCUCACGAACCAUUAAGACUGUGGCACUGGCCUUGACCAUUGACAAUUGGAGCAAGUGGGCUCUGAUUGAUCCCUUCUUUGAUAUCCAAUGUGGAGAGUUGGUGAGCUCUCUCUCCAAACAGAAUCAAAGGGAUCCCGUCCAGCUGAUUAAACCGGGUUACAGCGAAAUGAUGCUCUUCGAAAAAAAGUCCGGCAUCUCUGGUGUGUGCGGGGUGGUGACUAUAGGUUUGGAGGUUCCACCCAAAGAAGAUCCAGAAUACAUCCAAAUCAUGUUCAGUGUGCCAUUUAGUCUGAGCGUGCGUGGUUCAUACUUGGCAGUGGGCAUUUCUCCGAUUCUCAUCAACGCUACGGGUUUGUUCAACUCAUUCUACUAUUACGACGAACUCACAUUUGAGCGCCAAGAGUCUGGCAAUCUUGUGGAGUUUGCAUCAGAUCGAGGAAUGUUCUCAGUGCCCAGCAAUAUUUCCAUUCAUGCCCGAGAACACAAACUACCCACACGGGAAGCUCUUCGAUGGUGGAUUGACAGUUUUUGUGUGCCUCACCCUGCAGACAGCACGAAUAUUGAGCGGGAAAUUCAAAACAAUUCCUGGGACAGACAUCAAGAGCAGGCAAUAAUAGGAAUUUCCAAGUCCCUAAAGCAAAAGUAAUUGAGAUCUUCAGUGACCCAGUGACCUGGAACUCUGGCACAAUUUCCAUGGCAAUGAAAUGCAUUUUCUGUUCCAACUUAGAGCCCACUCCCAAGGGAGCAACUCAGAGCGUUGACUAAUGGCACAAAAUUGCACUCUAAUAGACCCCGUGGUUUCCAAAGACGCCCUCUCAUCGUUCAAACCAAUGGAACACCACAAAUGGCUUGGUCUAAAUCAAAAAAACGGAAUUAUCAGAGUUUCACCAUAGCAUUAGAAUACAUGGGAACAGCAUUUAGGUUUGAUGACUGAGACAAAAAUAUUUGGCUUAUCCCGUUAUCAUCGAUUAAACUUGGCCUAGAAACAUGGCUAUGAUGAAGGAACGGCAACAAAUCACGAACAAGAGACCAGCCAUGCACAUUUAUAAUAACCUCAAAACAAAACUAAUCUUGCGCUAAUCUAAGACCUUUAUCAACGAGGAAACAAAUUCAAGUUUAAGUUCUACAAGAAAGUAACUAUACCUGUGAACUUUCCAUGUUCACUUUCAUAACUAAGGGUAGGCAACUCUUGCAAAACUCAUUAACAAGCGCAAGGAAACACCUUUUCAAAUAGUUUCCAAGAUCAACCCGAAAAAUGUAACUUGAUGACCAUGAAAACUGCCAAACCCAAGUAGUCUGAGGCGGUAUUGUUGCCUGCAGUAUGUCACUACAUCACCUUGUCGUUAGUAGAGUAUGGAACUUGGCAGUCGUCGAUGGUGGUGGUGGUGGGAAAAAACUUUAUGAACUUCUCUCCGAAGAAUGAUCGAGGAGGUCUUGGGGGAAACAACUUUAAGGACACCAAUGAGCCAACACACCAAGGCCACCAAACUAUUGGCUAACUUCUUCUUCUUUGAAGAGCAUGCCGAGUUUUCAGGCUUGGUCCACAUAUUUCUUCUCUAGCAACCACCACCACUCCUUGUCAAAACAAAAGACAACACUUGAGGCUGACUUCGGGGUCCGAGUAUCAUGCCAGUUUAUAGGGGAUAUGAAGUGAUUCAAACUAGAGGGCUAAUUCAAACCACUGAGCAAAGCAAUCAGCUGACGUGAUUCAAUGGAGUAAAAAUAUAGACGAGAUGCUUAGCCAACUUGUACCAUGGUUAGGCAACUCUUCUAAUUAUUGAUCACUUAAUUAGCUCACGAUGCUCGCUGGUCAUGAUUUUUGUCUUUGACUUUCUUCCACGGGUGAUGACGACAACAAUGUCCCAAAUUAGAGCGCCAAAGUUGAUUUUUUAACGCUUUUCCUUCACUUUCCAAGAAUGUUAGUACAUCUGCUAUAUGAUAAGGUUCCAUGAUUGAAACGACAAAUAAAGGGUACUUCGGAUUUAACGGCCAUUGCUGAACAAGAAAUCUGAAUGCCAAAGGCGAAUUUAUUUCUUUGUAAUUACAUCGCCUGAGAACAAGGUUGCGGGAUAAUUCGGUGAAUAUUUGGUGCAAAUUCAUCGCCUGUGUAUAAUUGCAGCUUUAGGGUGCGAUGUGGUCCUGUUACUGCUUUUUUAAGAUCCACUUUCUCCACCUUGCACUAGUAGGUGGAUUUAUGAGGGAACAAUUUUCAUUGCAUCCACAGUAUUUUCUAACUCUGAAGUCAAAUGCAAGACAUUUGUGAAAGCAAAGAAGAAAUAUCACAUAUCCCAAAAAAUGUGUCAAAACAAACAUCUUGAUUAUCAUCCCUCCUUUUAUAGCAGGAGUGAACCUUUUACUGUUAACCUUGAGAAGUGAGAGGAGAACAAGGAUCUGACGCCGUUUAAUUAAGCUUAAGCGAAAAAAGUAACUUGUUACCGUUGCCGGUACUUUCCAGAAAAAGUGACGCGUUACCGUUGCCGUUACCCGUUACUUUUGCUGAAAUAGAGGGACUAAAACUGCAAAGAAAAACCGUUUUAACGAUUUUUAAACGUUUAGUAAAUAUGACGCGAAACAAAUGACUCGCCUUAUAAUUUAUUUGAUCCCGUCAGUGGCAAGUACGUCCUUCCCUUUGAGAGGGAGUUUGAAAAAAAUCGGUUAGGAAUCCUUUGCGCAUAUUUCUUUCUUGCGUUCAUUAAAGAAGAAAGUAGCGGUAACGGGAGGGCUAAAACCCCGUUCCGUUACCGUUGCUUUUUCAGAAAUGUAACGCCUUUCCGGUAGCGUUACUCAAAAAGUUACGCGUUACUCAAGCCCUGUUGAUAAGGCAAUCACCGGUUUUAAAUCAAAAAUAUCUCCAACACCUUCAGAAUUAAAAGUAAUUCUUGACCUCCACAUAAUCGGAUUGUAUUUGAUUACGUUUAAACGCAAAGUAAUAUCAAUUGUAAUUCUUACAUGUCUGCCCAACACAUACUUAUUGUUUUUUUUUGGAACCAUAUAUAGACAGGGUUUCUCCAUUGAAAGCAAGUUUCAUUGAACCGUAAAAGAUUCACCGGCCACAUAUUUACAGUAUUCGACUUGAAUAGUGUUCUCUCCGGGCAUGAAUGGACAAGUGAAUGAACAUCUGCAGUGAAAAUCCGUGGCACCAUGACUCCCGACACGUACAAACCCGUGCUAAGUGUGGUUGUGCUUCCCGUCAAUUCCAAUGAUACUUUCCAACCAGGCGAGUACUUCUCACCACGCCUCCAGAACGACGGAUGCAGACCUUU